GAGAAGACUAAAGUCUUCACAAACAAUCACAACAAGCACAGUUCACGUGUGGAGCUGCCGUCUUAUUUUGUGCAGAAGCUGAGGUAUCAUCAGGCAAAAUGUCGGAUAAUGAUGGAGAGACUGAAGAACUGCCACAAGGACCAGUGGAAAAUGCCUGGGCCAUAAAAAUUCCAGAAUUUAAGAAAGGUGAUAUGACUAGCCACCUUCUAGAAGAAAGCUCCUUUUCUGUUCUUUUCCCAAAAUACAGAGAGAAGUACCUCAAGGAGUGCUGGCCAUUGCUGACAAAAACACUGGCAGAUUAUGGUGUCAAAGCUGACCUUGAUCUCAUAGAAGGAAGAAUGACGGUAUGUACAACACGGAAGACUUGGGAUCCAUAUAUAAUAAUAAAAGCUCGAGACAUUAUUAUGCUGCUCGGAAGAUCAGUCCCCGUUGAGCAAGCCGUUAAAGUUCUUCAAGAUGAUGUUACACAUGAAAUCAUCAAGAUUCGCAACAUGAUUCAUAAUAAAGAUAGAUUUGUAAAACGAAGACAGAGGCUAAUUGGUGCAAACGGCACCACUCUUAAAGCCCUCGAGUUACUUACAAACUGCUAUGUGCUGGUUCAAGGUGGAACAGUUGCUGCCAUUGGGCCUCACAAAGGAGUUUUACAGGUGUUGCGUGUAGUGACGAGCACAAUGAAGAACAUUCAUCCCGUGUAUCUACUUAAAGCUCUCAUGAUCAAAAGACAGUUAGUUCAAGACCCAAACCUCAAGGAUGAAGACUGGUCAAGGUUUAUACCCAACUUUACAUCCAAAAACGUCCAGAGAAAGAAACCGAAAGUCAAGAAGGCGAAGAAGCCCUACACUCCAUUUCCACCGGCUGCCACAGAGAGGAAAGUUGACAAACAAAUGGCCGAGGGCAAGUUCUUCGUUGACCAGGAAGAAAGGAAGAUCUCCAAGAAGAGGAAACCUACGGAAGAGAAGAAAAAAGAGAAUGCCGAGAAGCAGAAGGAAAAGAGAGCCAAAGCAUUUGUGGCACCCGAGGAGCCCAAGUACAAGCCGGUCACCCCUCAAGUUAACUCUCAUGUUGAUAUUGAAUCAUUAAAAAAGAAAGUAAAAAACAGGAAAAGCAAAUAAUGUGUUUAUGUUUAGUUUCUUGGGUCUGACAGUACUGUAUUGCACAUUAUUGUAAAGUUUAUUAACUUUGCACUCCAUUUUGAAGUUUAAAUAAAUAUUUUAUGUAAAA
Messenger RNA from Procambarus clarkii (red swamp crayfish), 1221 nucleotides. It is a transcript of the gene dbe, whose product is annotated as KRR1 small subunit processome component homolog dbe. Gene Ontology annotation, molecular function: RNA binding. Gene Ontology annotation, cellular component: nucleolus; small-subunit processome. The record is from RefSeq and is a predicted model, not a curated record. Lineage: Eukaryota; Metazoa; Arthropoda; Malacostraca; Decapoda; Cambaridae.